UUUUCAUUCACACUCAAAUCAGGAACUAUGGCAACAAAGUGUGUACAAAUCCUACCUUCAGUGUGAGACAAUAUACCUUGUCUUCAUUCUGAUACCGUUGUGUGACUGUGUUUCAGUGGUACUGGGUCAGGAUGGCUGGAGUGUGUUUUACACCACUCAAAGUAUCUGUGCCUUGAAGGGGUCAACAGUGGAGCUGACCUGCUCUUACACACAUCCCAGAGGUCAUAAAGUCACAUCAACCUUCUGGUUCACUAAAAUGGAGACUGGUGUAGAACCUAAAGAUAUAGGUCAGAACCCAGAGUAUACAGGUCGUCUGGAGUAUCAUGGGGAUAAGGAGAAAGACUGUACCCUGAGAAUCACAGACCUGAGAGAGAGAGACUCAGCUACGUACAAGUUUAGAUUUACAACUGAUCAGACCAGAGGGAGAUAUUAUGGAGAUCCUGGAGUCACUCUGUCUGUAACAGCUCUGCAGGUGAAGGUGACUCCUUCACAUCGGUCACAGUGGAAGACACUGACCUGUAGAACCACCAGCUGUCCUCUGACUGGUAACCCCACCUACAUCUGGUACAAGAACGGACAGAUAGUAACUGAGAAGACUUCCACCUAUUCAGUCCUCCCUAAUGAUAAGGACAGCUACUCUUGUGCUGUAAAAGGCCAUGAGGAUCUCCACUCUCCUGCAGUGUGUGUUCAGGAUCAGCGCUGCAGCAGAGUGACUUACACCAAGAGGAGAAUGUGUGUCAUAAAGGGGUCAACAGUGGACAUAUCCUGUACUUAUGUUAGCUAUUAUUACACCACAUCAUCAUUCUGGUUUAGAAGUGAUAAGUCGACCCCUGAAGACCUAACCACAGACCCAGGGUAUACAGGUCGUGUGGAGUAUGCUGGAGAGAUGGAGAGAGGUCGCUCCACCCUGAGAAUCACAAAUCUGAGAGAAAAGGACUCAGCUGAGUACAAGUUCAUAUUUAACACACAGACCUCAAGAUGGGGAUACAGCUUCCCUGGAACAACUCUGACUGUCACAGACCUGCAGGUGAAGGUGACUCCUGCCACAGAGGCAGGGAAGAGGACACUGACCUGUAGCACCACCUGUACUCUGACUGACAACCCCACCUACAUCUGGUACAAGAACGGUACCAUAGUAAAGGAGGGCACUUCCAGCCUGUACUCAGACUACUUUAGUGAUGCAGACAGUUACUCCUGUACUGUAAAAGGCCAUGAGGAUCUCCACUCUCCUGCAGUGUGUCAGAACUGUUGGAGUGUGACUUACAACCAUCAGAAGAUCUGUGCUUUAAAGGGGUCAACAGUGGAGCUGACCUGCUCUUACACAUAUCCCAGAGGUUAUACAGUCACAACAACCUUCUGGUUCACUGAAUGGGGGACUGGUGUAGAACCUGAAGAUCUGGUUCAGGACCCAGAGUAUGCAGGUCGUCUGGAGUAUCAUCGGGUUAAGAAUAAAGACUGUACCCUGAGAAUCACAGACCUGAGAGAGAGAGACUCAGCUACGUACUGGUUCAGAAUAUUAACAUAUCAGACUGGAGGGAAAUAUUAUGGAAGUCCUGGAGUCACUCUGUCUGUCACAGGUCUUCAGGUGAAGGUGACUGGUGAACAUCAGGAUAAGACACUGACCUGUAUCACCUCCUGCACUCUGACUGACAACCCCACCUACAUCUGGUACAAGAACGGACACAAAGUAAAGGAGGACACUUCCAGCCUGUACCCAGACUCCUUUAGUGAUGCAGACAGUUACUCCUGUGUUGUAAAAGGCCAUGAGGAUCUCCACUCUCCUGCAGUGUGUAAGAACUGUUGGAGUGUGACUUACACCCAUCAGAAAAUCUGUGCCUUGAAGGGGUCAACAGUGAACAUAUCCUGCUCUUACACAUAUCCCAGUUAUCAUGAGAUCAAAAAAGCUUUCUGGUUUACUAAAUGGUCUGGUAUGGAUGCUGAAGAUCUGAGCUCAGUGCCAGGGUAUGAGGGUCAUAGAGUACCUUGGGGAUAUGGAGAAUAACUGUACCCUGAGAAUCACAGACCUGAGAUUGAGUGACUCUGCUGGGUAC
Salvelinus fontinalis (brook trout) is the source of this 2051-nucleotide messenger RNA. RefSeq lists its product as uncharacterized. NCBI's taxonomy places the organism in Eukaryota, Metazoa, Chordata, Actinopteri, Salmoniformes, Salmonidae. The transcript has 7 exons. The record is from RefSeq and is a predicted model, not a curated record. The coding region runs from base 257 to 2002 and encodes 581 amino acids.